Molecule: messenger RNA, 1077 nt
Organism: Aureobasidium namibiae CBS 147.97
Lineage: Eukaryota; Fungi; Ascomycota; Dothideomycetes; Dothideales; Saccotheciaceae
Product: 2-nitropropane dioxygenase
Exons: 3
Coding region: 1-1077 (358 amino acids)
Molecular function (GO): nitronate monooxygenase activity
Source: RefSeq, a predicted model, not a curated record
AUGGCAUCCUUACAGCAAAUCCGAACCACCACGACUGAUCUUUUGAAGAUCAACCAUCCAGUCAUGCUAGCUGGCAUGAACGUCGCUGCAGGCCCCAAACUUGCCGCUGCCGUCACAAACGCUGGCGGCUUGGGUGUCAUUGGCGGAGUUGGCUACACACCAGACAUGUUGCGUGAGCAGAUCGCAGAACUCAAGAGCUACCUGAAGGACAAGAAUGCACCAUUUGGAGUCGAUCUCUUGCUUCCUCAAGUAGGUGGCAGUGCCAGAAAGACAAACUACGACUACACAAAGGGCAAACUCGAUGAACUUGUCGACAUUAUCAUCGACUCCAAAGCCUCCCUUUUCGUCUCCGCUGUUGGCGUCCCUCCUAAGCACAUCGUCGAGAAGCUACACAAAGCCGGAGUUCUGUACAUGAACAUGAUUGGACACCCCAAGCAUGUCAAGAAAUGUCUGGACAUUGGCGUCGACAUGAUCUGCGCUCAGGGUGGAGAAGGAGGUGGGCACACUGGAGAUGUCCCGACCACAAUUCUGAUCCCUACUGUCGUCAAGUUGUGUGAGGGUCACAAGAGUCCCUUGACCGGUAAGCCAGUGCAAGUCAUUGCCGCUGGUGGUCUUUUCAAUGGCCAGUCUUUGGCAGCCGCCCUUAUGCUCGGUGCCACAGCUGUGUGGAUCGGUACCCGCUUUGUACUAAGUGAGGAGGCUGGUGCCAGUAAGGCUCAUCAGGAGGCAGUUCGCACAUCUGGCUUUGACGACAACGUCCGUACCAUCAUCUUCACUGGACGUCCACUUCGCGUCCGAAAGAACCCAUACAUCGAAAAGUGGGAGAAUGAGAGACAGGCCGAGAUCAAAAAACUAACGUCUGAGGGUGUCAUUCCCGUUGAACAUGAUCUCGAGAGCCUAGGUGACGAUCUUGAUGAUGAUACUAUGGACAACGCUCGACCCUUCCUUAUGGGCAAGGCUGCAGCUGUUGUGAACGAGAGAAAGUCGGCCAAGGAAAUUAUUGACGAGAUGGUCGGCGACGCUGUAUCGUGCAUUGGCAAGGGCAACAGCAGCAUUGUUAGCAAGAGCAAGCUUUGA